This is a messenger RNA of Blepharisma stoltei, 882 nucleotides long. NCBI's taxonomy places the organism in Eukaryota, Ciliophora, Heterotrichea, Heterotrichida, Blepharismidae. The record is from the annotation of a GenBank genome assembly.
AUGAAUCAUUCUACACCUUUUCAACAAACUUUUCGUCAACCUUUUCAAUGCCGCGGCGUAGGGCUGCACUCAGGACAAUCUUCGGAAAUGACGCUGGAGCCUGCACCUCAAGGACAUGGUAUUGUUUUUGAGCGAAGCGAUUUGGAGGGCAAGCCAAAAAUCCACGCCCGCUUUUCCAGUGUCGUGAAUACAUUCAUGUGCACCCAAUUAGGAAACAAUCAAGGCGCCACAGUUGCCACCAUUGAACAUCUUAUGGCAGCCUUGGCAAUAUGUAGAGUUGAUAAUGCAUUGGUUAGGCUGCAAGGACCAGAAAUACCUUUUAUGGAUGGGAGUUCUCUUCCUUUUAUUCAUAUGAUAGAAGCUGCUGGGCUGGUGGAGCAAUCCACGCCUCGAUCUUUCCUGCGCGUCCUGAAGGAUGUACGACUUGAAGGGACAGAGGGACGAUUCGUACAACUCUCUCCUGCCGAAGCGUUCUCAGCACACGUGUCUUUCGAUUUUGGUGGCAGACAGGGGAUGGGGGAAUACAUAGGUUAUUUUUCAGGAGGACUGGAUGCCUUUAAAAAUGAUAUUGCCUCUGCCCGAUCUUUUGGUUUUUAUGAAGACGCGCAGAAGCUUUAUGAUAAGGGGCUGUCUUUAGGAGCUUCUCUGGAGAAUACUGUUGUCAUUGAUAAUGGGAAAGUCAUGAAUCCGGACGGUUUGCGCUUUGAUGAUGAAUAUGUACGUCAUAAAAUCCUGGAUGCCGUCGGUGAUCUAUAUCUUGCGGGUGCCCCUCUUCAGGCCGCUUAUACGGCCCAUAAUCCCGGUCACGAAUGGCAUCAUAGAUUAUUGCAGGCUUUAUUUUCUGAUCCUUCGGCAUGGAGACAUGAAAUAAGAGAGAGCUAA